CCCAACAAUAUGGAUAUGUACAGAUUUUGAGAGUGGAAAAGGUUAAAGGGAAAAUAUAAAAGUAACACAUAUGUUUUGGACUUUUAUUACCCAGUAUGCCAUAGUUGAGACAAUAGAUGGUCCAAACAAAUACAGUGGAGCGUCAGCGGUGCUUAGUGUACACCAACCAGGUGUCAGGGGUAAACAAUAUAGUGCAGGGCGAAUGAUGAUUCAAAAUGGGCCUGAUAGCUUACAAGUCGGGUGGAGGGUGGAUCCAACUCUGUUUGGUGACUCAAGUAGUCGACUAUUCAUAUAUACGAAUGCAGGUCAAUCUCAUUGUUUCAAUACAAAUUGUCCUGGAUUUGUGAUUGUGGACACAGAUAUACCUCUUGGUUCAGUAAUUGAAGAGGUCUCUAUACCUGGAGAGACACCAAUUGAGUUGGAAAUCCACAUCUUGCAGGACCUAGUUAAUGGAAACUGGUGGCUUGGAGUUGCGAAUACCAAUGUUGGAUUUUGGCCAAAGAGCAUACUUGGCGGCGGAUUAGCAAACUUAGCUUCACAUGCUGAAUGGGGAGGAGAGGUAUUUAGCCCACCGGGCAUCCCUAAACCCGCAAUGGGGGGAGGUCAAUUUCUAAUUGGGAGCACCCGAUAUGAUGCAUACUUCAGGACUAUUGCACUUAAGAGUCCAAGUGGAGGGGAUAUAAAUCCUCAUACAUACGAGUUUACAAACAGUAGAAAACUAUAUGAUGUGAAAGAUGAAGAAAACAAGGGGGUUUACUUUGGGCAUCUGGUACUAUAUGGGGGCCCUGCAGGUUCCUAGAAGGAGAACACAAAUUUGGUACUUUUAAAACUUUAUUUUGGCAUGGAUUAAUAAUGUAAAGCUGACCACCCCUUGUCCUUCUAUAUAUAUAUAAUUGCAUGUGUUUUGCAAAACUUUUAUUAAGGCUCAAGUGCUAUUGUUUAUGGUUGGGGUGAUGCACAAUCCAAUCCUUUUAGC
Molecule: messenger RNA, 976 nt
Organism: Camellia sinensis
Lineage: Eukaryota; Viridiplantae; Streptophyta; Magnoliopsida; Ericales; Theaceae
Source: RefSeq, a predicted model, not a curated record